Messenger RNA from Gorilla gorilla gorilla (western lowland gorilla), 1420 nucleotides. Its product is annotated as small ribosomal subunit protein eS6. Gene Ontology annotation, cellular component: ribosome. NCBI's taxonomy places the organism in Eukaryota, Metazoa, Chordata, Mammalia, Primates, Hominidae. Gene Ontology annotation, molecular function: structural constituent of ribosome. Bases 633 to 1382 code for a protein of 249 amino acids. The transcript is spliced from 6 exons. Gene Ontology annotation, biological process: translation. The record is from RefSeq and is a predicted model, not a curated record.
UGCGAACUGGACUCAUUGCAACCUCCGCCUCUCGGGCUCAAGCGAUUGUCGUGCCUCAGCCUCCCUAGUAACUGGGACUACAGUCGACCCCCACCACUGGCUAUUUUACCUACUUUACCUAUUUUUGGCUAUUUUACCUAUUUUUAUUAGAGACGGAGUUUCGCCUUGUUGGCCAGGCUGGUCUCGAACUCCUGACCUAAGAUGAUCCGCCCGCCUUGGCCUCCCAAAGUGCUGGGACUACAGGCGUGAGCCACCGCGCCGGGCCUUGCCCUCCUAUUUUGGUACCGUCAGAUGCAAAGUGUCUGGGACAGAAGUGGGGCUCCGCUGGCACCCAGCUCCAAAACCCAGGCAGCGUGGAAAAGACUAGACAGGGAAGGGGUCAGCCCUCAGAAUUACACGCGGUUUGCCUUACCAGACUACCACCACUGGCACAACCUCAGACCCACACCCAACCGACUUCACCUCCCUCGCCCUGAUUAAUCUCGACCCGGAAGUACCGCCCACCCAUGCUCACUUCCGCUAUCCCGUACUUCUGCUCAUCUCGCGAGAACUGAAAGCGCCUAUGUGACCCGCGCUAAGCGGAAGUUGGCCCUCUUUUUCGUGGCGCCUCGGAGGCGUUCAGCUGCUUCAAGAUGAAGCUGAACAUCUCCUUCCCAGCCACUGGCUGCCAGAAACUCAUUGAAGUGGACGAUGAACGCAAACUUCGUACUUUUUAUGAGAAGCGUAUGGCCACAGAAGUUGCUGCUGACGCUCUGGGUGAAGAAUGGAAGGGUUAUGUGGUCCGAAUCAGUGGUGGGAACGACAAACAAGGUUUCCCCAUGAAGCAGGGUGUCUUGACCCAUGGCCGUGUCCGCCUGCUACUGAGUAAGGGGCAUUCCUGUUACAGACCAAGGAGAACUGGAGAAAGAAAGAGAAAAUCAGUUCGUGGUUGCAUUGUGGAUGCAAAUCUGAGCGUUCUCAACUUGGUUAUUGUAAAAAAAGGAGAGAAGGAUAUUCCUGGACUGACUGAUACUACAGUGCCUCGCCGCCUGGGCCCCAAAAGAGCUAGCAGAAUCCGCAAACUUUUCAAUCUCUCUAAAGAAGAUGAUGUCCGCCAAUAUGUUGUAAGAAAGCCCUUAAAUAAAGAAGGUAAGAAACCUAGGACCAAAGCACCCAAGAUUCAGCGUCUUGUUACUCCACGUGUCCUGCAGCACAAACGGCGGCGUAUUGCUCUGAAGAAGCAGCGUACUAAGAAAAAUAAAGAAGAGGCUGCAGAAUAUGCUAAACUUUUGGCCAAGAGAAUGAAGGAGGCUAAGGAGAAGCGCCAGGAACAAAUUGCGAAGAGACGCAGACUUUCCUCUCUGCGAGCUUCUACUUCUAAGUCUGAAUCCAGUCAGAAAUAAGAUUUUUUGAGUAACAAAUAAAUAAGAUCAGACUCGGA